Vitrella brassicaformis is the source of this 1803-nucleotide messenger RNA. Lineage: Eukaryota; Vitrellaceae. The record is from the annotation of a GenBank genome assembly.
UUAGAAGAGUGCUGCACGAGUCAGCUGGCACACCACUCCAAUCGUUCGCUCUGCCACGCCGUUCUGUGACUGAUGAUGCGGCAGGCUCUUUUCUUGGCGUAUCUGGUGCUGCUCGCAGAAUGCCUUCCAUGCACCGGCGAUGAGUUCUGCUCCUCCAUCGGUCCUCACUGCCUUGGGCAUGCGGACGGCCAUGCAGUAGUGCAUGAACGCCUUUGGUGCAGUGGACUUCUUCUUGAGGAAGUAGGCCUGCAUAUAGCGGCUGUAGUCAUCCACCAUGACCAUCAGAUACUUGAAUUCUCUCUCGCUGAGUUGCUUGAUCUGCGCCAGGUCGACGUGCACUAAAUCACCAGGCGACGAGUGACGGAAUGCAUUUCCCAAGUAUGACCGAAUCUUCAUCUUGGCUUGAAAACACAUAUCGCACUUAUGCUGCUCUCCCUCCUUCUUCUUGCCUUUCUUGACAAUAGAUGCGUUGCGGCAGACUUCAGGUAGUCGGUCGACGGUUACAUCGUGGUAGUGGAGCAAGCGCUGAUAGGCAAGCGGCUCAGUGAUGACCUCGGCUACCAUCACUCCUGCUUGCUCGCCAUUUCCCUCAGCAGGUAAACAGAGGGAUGCGCCAUCACCACCACACGAGUCGAUCACGGUUGCUGCUGGUGUCUUGUGCUCUGUCGCCGGUAGGCCAUGUGGAUGCGAGUAGAUGGGGCAGUCGUUGGCAUCCCUGUAGAUGUCCAGGUACCAGAAACGACCACGUCUGAUGAGUGGGUAGCGGUCUCCUCUCCUUGUUGCGGUCAUGUGGGCUGCACCGGGGCCGAUAACGAACUCGAUGCAGAAUUUAUCUACCAGGUAAGCGACGGAGAAUAGGUUGAACUUCAGAUCAGGCACGUACAGCACACCAUCCACACACACGGUCUUCUUGCCGUUGUUGACCUCUUUGCAGGUGUACUUGAUGCGGCCGACACCUCUGGCUGGUACAGACGUGCCAUCGGCCGUGACGAUCUUGAUGUGUCGGUCGAGUGGCUUGAUCUCGUCGAAGAGAAACUGCUGGUGGCAGCAUGUCUUGCCGGCUCCUGAAUCGAUCAUCAUCGAGGUAGGUCAUACAGACACACCACUGACGUUGACCACCUCUUCCUCGCGCUCAAUGGCCGUGACAGUCCCCACCAUCUCCAUGUCGGUCACUCUCUGGUUGCAGGUGUCGUCGAUCUGAUCACACCCGUCGAGUUGAUACGCCUGAAUGCGUUGAUUGCGGUUGUUCAUGCCGUUCGUGCUCGCGGCAUUCAUGAUGAUAUCUCCAUCCUUGUCGUGACGGACGAUGGGCUGCUGCUGCCGCCCACCAUUGCUCCCUUGAUGUCCUCCAUUGCCACUCGGGUAGGUGCGGAAAGGCGCCCCUGAUGAGUUCCACUGAUUGCCGUUCCUUCUAUUGUUGUUGUGGUUGUUGUGGCUGUUGCCGUAGGUUUGGCCGUUGCCGUUUGGUUGGCGUCGCCAUUCGUAGCGGUUCUCACGGUUGUCUCGGUAAGGCCGUUCGUUGUUCCUGUUGCCUCCUUGAUACAUAUCAGGUCGAUUGCCGUUGUGUGGCUGACUGUGUUGGCGACCAUUCUGGUUGCCCCUUUGUCGAUUGCGGUCACGCUGCUGGCUCAUCCUUCUCGCAUGCUGCAUGCGGUCGUUGGCAUUGCGGAGGGCUUCUUCGAAUUGCUCCCAUGUGAGGUCGUUGAAGCGGUAGUCCAACGAGCUCUUGAAGCGCUCGAAUCGAGGAGGUAGGGCAUUGACCAUGAUGGCAAUCUUCGUGUUGUCGGUCGGUUUCUCUCCCAU